UCACUUGCGUACAUUCAGUAUCGAGCGAUCUCGCGGACACGCGGUACACGGAAAUCUCAAUACGCGAAAUGACAGAACCGGUAAAAAUAAAAUUCUUCGAAAUAGUGCAAUGACAAUAUGAGUCAACCGAAGAAAGAUUCGGGUGAGGGGUCCAAAAGGCCUCCUGAUAGCCCGCAAAGCCCUUCGAGUAAAAAACUCAGAGACCGGGUUAGUUUUUUCGAAAAGGUGUGGACGGGCUCUGAAUCGGGAACUUUGAAGGAUGAAAGUGGUGUCGACGUGGAGGAAUUAGAAAGGAAACUGCAAGAAGAAAGGGCUAGAAACGCUGGAGGUACACAUUUAGAACAAGUGACUUUAAGACAAAUUAAAUCUCCAAGACAUGUGGUGCAAAUGAAGGAAAUCGGCCCUGAUGGCAGCUAUAAGGAAACUUAUACGUCAACUACGGAAGAAGGUGAUUUAACAACAGGCACAAAAUCUGUUAAAUUCGAGAAAAUAACUGUAAAAAAAACUGUCAGGCAUCUUAGCACAAGUACAUCAUCGACGUCAAUCCGUCACAUCACUUCCAGUAGAACUCCAUCCGAAGAAAAUAUAGAUUCUGCCUAUUUAACACAAAGUAAUGGGAAUUUAGCCUCAUUCUCAAAAACAUCCAGCGCAAGCUCCUUAAACGGAAAAUUUCCAUCGGAUGAAAGUUUUAAGAGUCCGAAGAAAACGGAAUCGCGGGAUGAGUGGGAUGGGGAUAGCAGUUGUUCUAAGGUGACUAGUAGUAGUUCGGAGUGGUAUACAGAUUACAGGUCUCAAUCGUUCAACAAAAGCGACGCUAAUAGGUUCGAGUUUGUAAGGAGCAAAUCGCAGUAUGAUGAGCAUAUCCAGCAUAUUAGAGAUGAACAAGAACGAGUGCAAAAGAAAACUUUCGUUAAUUGGAUUAAUUCUUAUUUAUCUAAGCGAGUUCCACCGCUUAAGAUAGAAGAUUUGAUCGAAGAUUUGAAAGACGGCACUAAACUACUUGCACUUCUAGAAGUUUUGUCAGGAGAGAGACUGCCUGUGGAGAGAGGUAGGAUUCUCAGAAGACCACAUUUCCUGAGUAAUGCUAAUACUGCCCUUCAAUUUUUAACGUCUAAGAGGAUUAAACUGGUAAACAUCAACGCAAGUGAUUUAGUAGAUGGGAGACCACCAGUUGUUCUAGGACUAAUAUGGACUAUAAUUUUGUACUUCCAGAUUGAAGAAAAUAGAAGACAACUCGAAUACUUAACUCAAUGGGGAAGCACCAGUAGUUUGGAGAGCGCUGGAACCACUUCAUCGAGAGACAAAUGGAAACAAGGAGCUAGGAAAACACUAUUGAACUGGGUUUCGAAUGCUUUGCCAACUGAUUCUGGCAUUGAAAUUCGUGAUUUUGGAGCAAGUUGGAGAGACGGAGUUGCCUUUUUGGCAAUUAUAGAUGCUAUUAAGAAGAAUUUGGUUAAUAUUGCCGAAAUGAAGAAAGCCACCAACAGAGCGAGACUAGAAACCGCUUUUGAUGUAGCUGAAACUGAGCUGGGUAUUUCAAAAUUACUAGAUCCUGAAGAUGUAGACGUACCCAAACCAGACGAAAAAUCGAUUAUGACAUAUGUUGCACAAUUUUUGCACAAAUAUCCAGAACCAAAAAGCACUGGUCCAGAUGCAAUAGCUGCAAUUCAAGAAGAAUAUAAUAAUUUACUUUCUUGGUUGAUGCAGAAAACCCAAACUUUGGAAAAUUUGGAAAACACCAAUUCUUUACCUCUCAAUUAUAAAGAAUAUUUAGAUUUUAAAUCUGAAGUAGACGAUAAAGAAAAAUUAUAUAGUAAGCUGAAAGCUUUGAUCGAAUCACAAAGCUCUGUAUCUAUCGCUAAAGAAAGCUGGCAACAAGUUGUACUAUUAUGGGAAAAAUUACAACAGCAACUAUUGAGAUGGUUGUGGUUAUUGGAUUCCAGAUUACCAGGUGAUUUUAAAUUCAUCGGUGAAUGGUUGGCGAAGGCCGAGAAACUGAUUUAUUGCGAUAAAAUUCCUACAGUGAUGAACGAAGAAACUGCUUUGAUAAUCAGUAGAAAGUUAGAAGAACAUAAAACCUUUUUUGUGGAUCUACCCACCAUUCAAGAAACAUUCAACAGAGCUUGCAAAAGUCCAUUAGCUAGAGAAGUGCCUUCCGAACAGUUGGAAAAUAUGACUGUUAGACUGAACGAAAUUGGACCUAAAGCAGCUCAACGCAGAGUUAGACUUAAAUUUCUAGAACACAAGUGUUGCCUUAUUGCAUUUUUACAACUUACUGAAUCAAAACUAAAAGUGUGGACAUCAAAAUACGGACGAGUGGACGAAGUUACUCAAUUACUGGACCAAUAUCGCAAUUUCGUGUCAAAAAGUCAAAUCUUCGUUGAAUUCCAAAAGGCUUAUAUUGACAUGCAAGCAGUAAAUGAAGAAUAUAAACGAGAUGGAAAUAUAGACAAAAAAGAAGUAUCUGAAAUUGAUCAAUUCAUGCGGGAGAUCGCCGAACGUUGGAAGAACGUUUCCAUGGAACUCAGAUGCGUUCAAAGUAUGUUAGAAGAAGUGGUGGCAUACUGGAGACGUUGGGAUACUUUAUCAGAAGAAUUUGAUAAAUGGUUAAGUGCUGCCGAGAAAGCGCUCAGCCUUCCCGAAGAAGAACAAAUGGAAUUUUUCCAAAACAUCAGCUUAUGGAGAGAUAAUUAUCAAUUAUUAAGCGAUACUGUAAGCUUUCUGAUAGCAACUUGCCAAGAUAAAAUAUCUUCGGACUUGAAAGACCGGUUCCAAGUCAUGACAGAACGAUGGGAAAAAAUUUACCCCCUGGUCAGCAAAUACAGCCACGCUGGUGAUAUUAUAAGAAGCAGAAAAGAUUUUCGCAGUGGAUUAGAAGCUCUAUCUACUUGGCUAAGAAAAGCGGAAAAUAUUCUUGGUGCUCCAAGUUUAGGAUCUAUGGAAAGAAUAAGACAGCAUACUAUAAAUCUACAACGUCUUCAAGGAGAAGUGGAAGAGAUCGAAAGCCUUUUUAAGAAUAUUAGCAAAGCGUUCCAAGGCUUGAUUCAAGAUUUAUCAAGAGAAGAAGUAGAGAAAAUGAUGAAUACGUUAAAACAAGAAAAAGAAGCUUUGGUUAAAGUUAGAGCUCUGUUACCAUCUCAAAUUCAUCUCUUCAAUCAACUAUUGAUCCAACAAGAAUCUCUGGAAUCGGGUCAAAGAGAAAUUAAUAAGUGGUUGGAUGAGGCCGAGAAUCUUUUAAGUGGCUUAACGUUAGAUGGAGACAAAGAACAGCUAAAAGAACAAGUUGACAAAGUAAAACAAUUCUUCACAAGAACUCUAUAUUAUAAAUCAAUGUUGGAUAGUAAAAAUAAAGUUAUGAACAAUAUCAUUAAAUCGGUUGACCUAGCUAAUAACCCGGAUGUGACUAAUAUGACAGCUGAAAUGGAUCAAUUGAACGAUAGAUUUGAAUACGUUACGCAAAACGCCCAAAUUUGGGAACAUAAACUACAAGAAGCCAUCAGAUGCUGGCAUAAUUUUACAGAGUGCGAAAGAGUAAUUUCCAGUUGGUUGAAUCAAGCAGAAAAAUUAACUAUGGAAAAAAGAAUCGAUAGUAAGGAGACUGUUGAACAGCAUAAAAAUUUCUUCCAAUCAGUUAACGAAAGAUGGAUUCACGAUUUAAUCCAAAGUGCACAAGAUUUAUGUAACUGUCUUCCUAAAGAACAACAUACACCAAUUUUAUCUUCAGUUGACUACCUACAGAAUAAAUGGAAGGAAGUAUUGUCAUUUGCACCUCUCCAUCUUAUGAAACUGGAGUUCAGAUUAGACGAAACAACAUUCAACUACUAUGUUAGAGAAAUUGAGAAAGAAAUCACGAACCAAAAGAUUAUGUUUAGUCGUCAAGAAAACGUUGAAACUAUUAUUAAAAGAAAUAAUGAAUUCUUCUCUUCGAAAGGUCCUUUAUCCGAAACAAAGAAAAGCUUAGAAAACUUGAUCAAAAUAUCGAAUAUAUACACAGCAAAUCACACUCACGAUCAAUCUUUGAAGCAAUCCGUUGAGAAAGCUGAACAACAAUGGCACAAUAUUAACAUCAAAAUUGAGAAUUUGAAGCAACAGUUAGAUCAAGUUCCAGAAAAAUGGCAAGCUUACCAUACGAAAUUUGAGGAAAUGUCCAAGUGGAUGGAUAGUGUUGAUGACACUUUGAAGAAUAUUUUGAACGAUGUUAGCUCAAUGGAGGAGUUUGAAAAAGAGAGAACAAUUUUCCAGAAUGUUUGUAAAGAAGCUGAUUUAAAACGUGAAGAUAUGAAAUGGCUGGUCCAAACUCUUGAUUCCUUAACCUCUCACUGUCCCGAAGAACAAGCCGUGUCGGAGCAAAAAGCUUUGGAAGCCUUGAUAAUUCGCUAUAAAAAUUUGAUACCUUCUCUAGAAAUAACAAUGGUUAAAACGGACACUUUGUCCAAAUGCUACAUCUACAGAAAAGAAGUGAAAGAAAUUUGUCAGCUACUGAAACAAGUUCGCGAACAAUCGAAAAAGCAAAGAGAACCGGAAUCGUUUGAAGUAGUCGAUCAAAAUAUAAAGAAACAGGAAAUUGCUAUAUCACAUUUAGAUCAACGAAGACCUACUAUUAUGUCGUUAUUACAAAAAGGAAAAGAGCUCACUAAAGAUGAACAUGCUCCUAGCUUUAUGCAGCAAGAAGUUAAAACACUAGAAACUGGUUGGACUACUACUUAUGACGAAACAGUAGAUACACUUCAUAAACUUAUUGACACCCAAAACGUAUGGACCAAUUAUUCUGAACAAAAACAAGAGAUAACUCAGCUUUUAGAAAAAACCCAAAAUGAACUCCAGAAUCUAGCCGCUCCAACUACAGUCCCUUCGGAAAUUAUAAAGAAACAAGAAAUGAUAGCAAACUUGCGAGAAGCUAAAGAAGAUACGUUAACUAAACUUACAUAUUUGAGUGAACAUCUUAGUAAACAAGUUCCUAAUCAAAAAUCAGAACUCGACAAGGAAGUUGAACAAAUCCAGCAACAACUUAAUGAUACUUUGAAUCACGUACAGGAAAAUGUUACACUUUUAGAACAAUACAAUACUAAAAUCAAUACAAUCAGUAACCAAUUAAGUCAGGUUCAGACCUGGACAGUUCACGAAGCUCCUCAGUUACUUACUUCCAUAGACAUUUACUCUGUAACACCUAGAGAUAAAGUAGAGAAGAUUGAGAUGCUACAGAAGGAAGUGGAAUCUAAAAAGAAAAUGUUGUACAAACUGAACGAACAAGCACAACAGUUGAUGAUUAAUGAGACACCUGAAGCUAAUAGGUUGAAAGCACAUAUUGCAGAAAUUCAAGAGAAAGUGAACGUGCUUAAUGAAAACGUAAGAAGCCAAUCAGCUGUUGUUUCCGACGAUUUGAAAAAUUGGGAAGCAUAUCAAGCUAGUUUAGAAGAAAUAAUACCUUGGAUUGAAAAUUCUGAAGCUACUUUACAAUUGGGAUUACAAAAACCAGGUAGUUUGGAAGAAGCCGUUCAGGUACAUAAACAAACCAAGCAGUUUCAUGAAGAAGUAAAUCAACAACUUCGAAAGCUACAAGAAGUUGCUGAAUUAACUCAGAAGAUUUCUAUACUGACACAUGCUCCAGAUGAAGUAGACUCAAUUCAAACGCGAGUGUCGGUAAUUCAAGAUACUGCUGCUCAUUGGGAUGAUAAAACUGAUAAACUCUUGCAAAAUUGGAUAGACUUUGAUAAAAAUAUGCAACAUUUAGAAAAUUGGAUUUUGUCAAGUGAAGAAGAAUUAUCUAAACCUACUAAUGUGAAAGUUCAAGAUAUUGAUACAUUAGAAAAGGAAUUAGCAAAACUGAAAGCUUUUAAUAAUGAAAUAUCUGAACAGCAAGCUAAAUUGAUAUCUUUAACACAAACUUCAGAUCUUCUGAGCUAUAAUAUUAGUCCCGAAGGCGCUACCUUGAUGAAAGACGAAGUACAAGAAUUAAAAAUGAAAGUUUCGAAUAUUGCUAAUAGCACCAGGGCUAAGAUAAAUGAAAUUUCUGACGCCAUAUUGACGAAACACGAUUUCCAAAAUAAAAUUGCGGAAUACACUAAUUGGAUGGAACAUAUGAAAGCCAAUAUAGCUCAAUUAGACGAAGUACCUGCUGAUAAAUUGGAUCAGACCAUUAUGAACAUCCAUACUUUAAUACAGGAAUAUUCCGAUAAACAACCCUCAUUUCAUACCAUAUACAGUGAAAUCAAAGAAGUAUCUCUGCAGUCACCUCAACAAGUAACUGAACCUUUAACUGAGGAAUUCUCCGCUUUAGUUCAACAAAACCAAUAUAUAGAACAAAAAUUACAAGAGAAGAAAUCCCAAUUACAAAAAUGGAGUGAAGUAUUGAAUUGGCAUACCGACACAACCAAUCAAUUAUCACAUAUAAAAUAUCAAGCUGAUGCGGAAAAACUAACUCCCAAAGAUUUGAAGAAACUUAUCACGGAAACGGAUAAUAUUCUUGAAAAACUUAUCACCUGGAAAGGAAUUGCACAAACUAUCGACAAAAGCAACGUCGUAAUUUUAGAUAAACAAACUAGUUUACCGAGAACAGCAGAUAGUGUGGUUAGAGAAAUUGAAGUCAAUACAAUAAAUUUAAAAGGACAGUUGGGAAAUAAAGUCGAUGCACUUCAAUCGUUAAUGGAACAACGCGAUAAAUUUUCCAAAUUAAAACAAGAAGCAAUUGCAGAUUUGGAUAAAACUAAAUCUCAGUUGGCUGUAAUAACGAAUCAAGUUAAGCAUACUAGCGAUCUUCCAAAAGCAGUUGAACAAUUGACCUUACUUCUAGAAGAUCAAGCUACAAAAGCUGCUAUUAAAAAGAAACUCCACAGCGAAGCAAUGCAGUUAAUGAAAAAAGAUAUACAAAACGUUUCAGUUAUUCAAAAUGAUGUAUCUGAAAUAGAACGUAGCUUUAAUAAAGUGAAUGAUGAUAUUAGAGAUGAAGAUUUGAGAUUAUCGGAUAUAAUAUUUGCCUGGAACGAUUUCCAAGAAGCGAAAGACAGAAUCGUAACUGAUAUUGGAAAAAUUGAUAAAAGCAUCGAAAAUAUAAGUGUACCAAAUGAUAUAGUACAAGCUAAUAUAAAUUUCGAGAAAACUAAGAAAGCUUUGGACGCCAUUAAAAAAUCUAAAAUUGCUUUAGAGAAAGCUGACUCGAAAGCUCAAACUGUUAUCAAAAAAUCGGAGAACAUUCCCGGAAUUGAAUCAGAAGUAAAAAGAGACUUGAAAAUAUUAAAUGAUGCAUGGGGAAAGAUAUAUGAAAGAAUUUUAGUAUCGGUGCAACAAACUGAAUCACAAAGCGCAAUUUGGAAGCAUAUCGAUGAAACUAAAACUACAUUACUGCAGUGGAUAAGUGAGCAAAAUAAUCAAAUGAUCAAAGCUGCAGAAAAGCCAAACGAGAGAGAAGUAGCUACCGCUAAAUUGAACAAAUAUAAAGAAGAGCUACCAGCUCAAUUGAGACUUAACCAAACGAUACCACAAAAGUAUGCGCAACUUGUAAACACUACAGAUAAUAAAGAAAUUCCAACGCUGCAAUCUUUAGUUACUUUAUUAAACGAAGGAUUCACAACUUUAGAAGAAAACGCUAAUCAAUUAGAAGCUCUAAAAUCAACUUUCAAUGAAAACGAAAAAGCAAUUAGAAAUAAUAUUAAAGAAAUAGGAAAUAAAGUGUCAGUUUUAAGAGAAAAUAUAGUGAAAUGUGAAGAUUUAUCAGGAGAUAACGCAAAAAUAUUAGAACGGCUGCUAAGGAUUAGAGAUCUAAAACAAGAAUUGCAAAAGUAUGAUAGCGAUGUUAAAAAUAUAGACCAAGAUAUACAAGCUAUGAAAACUAAUUAUCCCAAUUUCGAAAAUACACUUUCAAAAGAACAACAGACGCUGAAAAAACGAUACGACACAACAGUUACUUACGCGGAUAAAAUCGAACAUGCGCUGUUAUCGUUUUUGAAAAAAUUCCAUAACGACAAAUACGGUGCCUUACAAAGAAUCAUUAAUACACACAAGGAAAAAAUCCAGUGGUGUUUACCAGAAGCUACUAGUGAUAAAUAUAAUUUACAGGUGAAACUUAAUGCGUUAGAACCGAUUCAAGCUGUACUGGAUGACUGUGAUAAACGUAAAGAAGAGCUACAGAAAUCUAUAAAAGUACUAGAAAAAAUCGAGAAUCCGGAUUCGGUGAAACUUCAGCAAGCUGAGCUGGAUCAUCUAUUAUUAGAUUUGGAAAACAUGAACUCGAAUUAUAUACAAACAAAACACAUACUUGAAAAUAACAUCGCGUUACAUGACCAAUACGAGAAAGUUUCUGAAGGUGUAAUUAACUGGUUGAAGGAUACUGAAAAUAGAGUGAAAAUCGAGAGUAGUCUACAAAUGGAUUUGAAAAAUAUCGAUACUAAAACUUCUGAAAUCACAGCAUUACACGAAGAUGUUAAAAAUUAUAAACCAGAAAUAGAAAAAUUGACACCUCUAAGUGAAGAAUUAACCAACGAGGUACCUGAAAGUCGUAUAGGACCGUUCGUACAACACCUGAAUAACAGAUAUCAAGCAAUAAACAAAUUUUUGACUCAUUAUAUUGAUAAAUUACACGAACUUGAUAAAUAUAAAACCACGUAUAAUAAUUGUAUACAAGAUGUAGAAAAUUGGUUGAUAAAAGCCGAAGAAAAAGUGAAUAAUUUCAGCAAAAGCGCCAGGAAACCAAACAAUACUAUUUUGGAAGAAUUGAAGAAUUUCGCUAAAGAAAAAGAAGUAGGUCAAAGUUUAUUAACUAGAGCAGUUGAACAUGGAGAAGCUCUGUUUCCGGGUAUAACACCUGAAAAUAGAGAUACUAUUAGAGCAGAGUUAAGAAAUUUGAGAGACAAAUCUGAAAUAUUGAUCGAUAAAGUGAACAAAAUAUAUAAGCAAGUAGAAACAACACUGAUGCAGAGACAUUCGUUCGAUGACAGUUUACAACAAGUCAAAUUAUGGAUAGAUGAUGCUGAAUUGAAAUUGGGAGAAGGUGGAAAACUUGAUGUAACUCUAUUGGAUAAAAAACAAACUCUUCAUAACUACAAGAUCCUUUCUCAAGACGUCAAUCUCCACAAAACUAUUCUAAAACAAUUACAAGAUAAAAUUGGUAAUUUAUCUGAUUCUGAAGCUGAAUCUAAAUUAGAUGAAAAUGUUAAAAAAUAUAACAGUUUAGCUGAAGAAGUUGAAAAUAGAAUAGAAAAAUCAGAAGAAUACGUUUUAAGUCACGAGGCGUAUAAUCAAGCUAUAGAAAAAUGUCGUGAUUGGUUAAGUGCUUUAACUAACGAAGCUGCUCUAUUAGUUGACGAAUCAUCAACUGAAAGUCCCGAAGCCAAAUUAGCGAUAGUAGAAAAUCUCUUAUCGCAAAAGGAAGAAGGUGAUAAGAUUAUUGCUUCCUGUAAACACCAAUUAGACAUUGUAUUGAAUCAAACAGCUCCUUCGGGACAACCUAUGCUGAUAAACAAUUUUGAUGAACAAGAAAAAUCGUGGCAGAGAUUCUUAGAUCUCUGCCAAGAAGCAAAAGAAAAACUAAACGAAAUUCAAAGUCAAUACGCUGAAGUCUCUAAGAUAAUGGAUGAUUUGGAAGCUUGGUUGAAAUCGAAAGAAAAUUUUGUUAAAGAUCAGAGUUUAAAAAAUACAGAAGACACAAAGAAAACACAUUUGGAAAAACUUAAGAUUUUAGAUAAAGAGAUUCAACAGAAAGAACCAGAUUUCAAUAAAUUCCUUGAAUUGAGCAAAUCCUUAGAGGUGGAUACAAGAAUUUCUCUUAUACCUACUAGAUAUCAGUCAUUAAGAAACGCCGUUAAAGAAAAUCAUAAUAAAUACGAAUCUUAUGUUUCGGAACAUCAUGAUUUCAAUGAAAAAUAUAAUGAUUUCUUGCAGUGGUUAACAACUAAGGAAAAUGACCUUCAAAACUUUUCUCAGAUUGUUGGAGACCUUAAUAUUCUUCAAACUAGACAAAAAGAUAUAAAAGAUUUAAUAGACGAAAGGAAUUGUAGAAUACCUGAAUUUGAAACUUUAAUAGAUAAAGGGGAGAAGUUGUAUGCACACACUUCCCCAGAUGGCAGAGAAAUUAUUAGACAACAACUUAAAAAUAUUAGAACUAUUUGGGACGCUCUAACCGAGGAUUUACAAAGUGCUAGUAAUAAAUUAGAGCAAUGUUUGACCCAAUUUUCCGAUUUUACUGUAACCCAAGAACAACUAACGAAAUGGUUGAAAGAUGUUGAAAAAGCCAUGCACCAACAUACUGAACUAAAAUCUACUUUACAAGAAAAACGAGCCCAGUUGCAAAAUCAUCAAAUAAUGCAUCAAGAAAUCAAAUCACAUCAACAAUUAGUAGAGUCGGUUUGUGAAAAAGCGCAACAGCUGGUAGAUCAAACACAAGACAAAUCUUUGAAUAUAUAUUUGCAAUCGAUUAAACAACUGUUUUUAAAUAUCGUAAGCAAAUCUGAUGAGUUACUCCGGAAUUUAGAAGAAUGCGUCGACAGACACAAUACCUACAAUCAAUUAACAAAUGAUUACAAAAAAUGGAUUGAAGAACAGAACGAGAGACUUGCAGAAUAUGCUGACACUACUGGUGAAAAGAAUGACAUAAACAAACGAAUUGAAAAUAUCAUGAGCAUUAAAAGAGAUAGUGAAAUAAAAGGUCCACAACUAUUAGAAAGCCUCAAGCAAAACGUUAUUGUUGUUGCCAAAAGUACAGCAUCUAAAGGAGUGGAAAACUUAAAGAUAGAACUCGCCGGUAUGGAAGAUUCUCUUCAUAACCAUUUAGAUUCAAUAAAUAAUAAGUUAGAUAAUCAAAAAGAGGCGCUCAAACAAUGGGACGAAUUUGACAAAACAUUAGAAGCUUUGAAUCAGUGGAUCAAAGAUACGGAAGCUGAAUUCAGGGAUCAACCUCUUCAGGCUACGUUACACGAUAAAGAAAAUAAAUUGAGAAUUUUACAACAACAGAGAGAACAAAUUGCUGCUAAGGAAAAGGAGAUUGACGAUUUUGUUGAUAAAAGCCAUGCAUUAUUAAAAUGUACCGGUUCGCAAAGAAUCCAACCAAUAACUUCUCAAAUGAGUAACCGAUUCCAAAAUUUACAUACUUUGACUAAAGAUAUAAUCAACAGAUGGCAGAAUAUUGUUGACGAUCAUAUAAAAUACAAACAAAGAUUAGAAGAAACUUCGGCUUGGUUGGCGCCUCUUGAGAAACACAUUCAAGCUUUGAAGGAAGAUGAAACUACCGAUAGUGUCGAAGCUAAUAAUAGAUUACAGGUACUUCUUUCUGAAGCAGAGCAGGGAGAACACAAAUUGAACUCGUUAACUAUUUUGGGCGAAAGGCUUUUGCCUGACACGGCUACUGAAGGCAGAGAAAUAAUCAGAGGUGAAAUUAAGGAGAUCAGAGAUAGAUGGGAAUGCUUGUCAGAAGGGAUCAAACAACAGCAGAAGUUACAAGAAUCUCAAACUUUACAGUUGGCAAAUUAUCAAGAUUUGCUACAACAGGCUCUAGCGUGGUUAGACUCGAUUGAAAAACAAGUGAAGAUUGAGCCUAAUUCAUGGAUUUCCUUACAAGAAGUGAGAGGGAAGCUACUGAAGCACAAGACUUCUUUACAAGAGAUUUUAACUCAUAAGAGAUUUAUUGAAGGUGUGACCGAAAAAGGUCAAUCUUUGGCGCAACUAACCAGCAGCAAACAAAAGAGAGACGAAAUAGAUGAAAAUGUAACUUCUAUAAACAAUCGUUACCAAAAUGUUCUCAAAACCGCACAGAAUAACAUCAAACAAUUGGAGGAUUGCAUGGACAUUUAUCAGCAAUUUUAUGAUCUCCACAAAGCUCAACAAGACGAACACAAACAAUUAUGGGAGAAGUUAAACUCCAAUUUGGAUUAUGGUGGUAAUAAACAGGUGUUGGAGAAAAGGUUGAGUUAUAUAAUAGAGCUGCAAGAUAGUCUUCCAGAAAACAUGGCGAAACUUACGGACCUCGAAACUUACAUUCAACAAAAAGCAAUUAAUUUACCUGCGCGUGCACAAGAAAACAUGCAACGAGAUGUCGAAAAUAUGAAAUUCGAACGACAAAAGUUCGUAACUACUCUAGCUGAUAUUAAAUCGGCUUUGGAAAAUAAGUUAAAACAAUGGAAUGACUAUGAGCGUAACAUGGAUAGGUUGUUAGCAUGGCUGGCGGAUGCGGAGAUGUCACUGAAGAGCUACGCUUUGAAGAGUACUUUGGAAGAAAAACAAGAUCAAUUAGAUAAAUACCAAGAACUAUCUAUAGCGAUCGAGUCUCGAAAAAUAGAUAUGAAGGAAUUUGUAACAAUUACAGAUCAACUGGAACAAGCACUGGGCUUGACUCUUAGACAAAACGAAACAGAAUUUGAUAGACUUUCUGAUAAUUCAGCCGAAUUAGCUCAAAGUAGUGGAGAUGCAAGAAUUGCAAAUAAUGUUCAACAGAUACUAUCCAGAUUCCAAUCGGUACAAGUGACUGGUAAAGAAAUACUCAAGAAAUGCGAGCAAGCAGUUACAGAUCACAAACUAUUUUCAGACAAAUAUAGACAAUGUGCUGAUUGGAUUUCAGUUACUAGAAAUCGGUAUGAGAGUUGUGCAAAUAGUAUUGAUAGCGCAAAUCGGCAAUCUCUAGAAAAUCAAGGAAAUAUAAUCGAAGAGCUUUUUGGACAACAAUCCAAUGCUACAUCUCUUCUUAAUAGCACGAUCGAAAUGGGCGAGAAAUUAUACCCUUCAACAUCGUUAGAAGGCAAAGAAAUUAUCAAUAAACAACUUCAAGAACUGAAAGAUGCCAUGGACUCACUUUUCGAUGAAAUUGGCAAAACUGAUCGAAAUUUGAAAGCUAACAAAGUAAUAUGGUCUGGAUUUGAAGAAAGUUUAACCAAGGUUUCUAGUUGGUUAAAAGAAAAUGAAAAGCAGUUACCCCUAGAAGUAGAACUUAAAUCCACUUUAGAUGAAAAAAAAGCGCAAUUACAAAUAUAUAGAAAUUGUCUACACGAAAUAGCCUCACAUCAGCAAGACAUACUGGAUUUAAAAGACAAGGCUAAUAGUUUACCAGACCGUAAUGAACUUAUCGAUAGCCAAUUUAAAACUUCAUCUGAUCAAUAUGAAAAAUUGUUAAAGAGAGCUCAAAACUUUGUGGAACAAUAUGAGAUAAUUGUUAGUAAUCACCAACAAUUUGUUAAAGCUCUUCAUCGAGCAGACGAAUGGAUUAGUACUACAAAUAGUAAUAUAUCUAAUUUGAGUGAUCUAGAUUUGGAUAGGACAAGUUUACAAUCUAAUUUAGAAAGGUUGAAGGUACUGAAAGCAUCAAUCCGUGAUGAAGAAUCUAGACUACUUACUAUUAAAGCUUUUGGCGAUAAAGUCAUUCUGGGUACCAUUGAUUAUGGUCAAGCUAACAUCCGGUCUGAAAUACAAAAUUCUCAAAAAGAAUGGGCCGCUUUGGUAUCAAAUCUUGAUGUAGGUUUUCAACAACUGGAAAACAAAUUGCAGCUUUGGACUGAUUACGAGGCACUAAAAGAUAAAUGUCUCCUUUGGAUGCGAGAAACUGAUAACAAAUUACAUUCUGUCGAUCUUAAAUCUACAGCUGCAGAAAAGAAAAUACAAUUGGAUGUCCUCAAAGAGCUACAAGGUGAAAUUAAAGCUAAAGAACUUGAAAUAGAUCAAGUAACUGAAAGAGCCCAGCAACUUAAUAAAGGUAUCAUGGGUAGACCCUCACAAAUAUCAGAAUUGGGUGUUAGGUACCAGCAAAUUUGUCAGAAGAUUAAAGAUUUAACCAACCGUUGGCAACAGCACGUUACUAAUCAUCAAGAUUUCGACUCUCAAGUUGAUCAGUUUUCUCAAUGGAUGGAUGAUAUUAAAGAAAAACUCACGUAUUGCUCUGAAAUUGCUGGAGUACCACAAAAGGAGCUUGAAGUAAAAUUACAAACCAUGCAAGAACUUGUUUUAAGGAAAGAAGAGGGUUCGUCUAAGUUACAAACUCUAGUUGAACUAGCUCAAACGGUGUUAGCUAAUACAGCUCCUCAAGGCCAUAACGAAAUAAAUGAAACUUUAGUUAAACUGCAAGAGGAAUGGUCUAAUCUAGCCACUUCCAUGGUUGAAUCUAAAGGUCAUCUUGAUGAUGCAUUAACAAAAUGGGCGGAAAUGGUUGAAGAAAUCAAAGCUCUGGUAAAAACUAUAGAAUUACUGGAAUCUCAAUACGAAGAACUGUCUGAACCACAAUCUACCCUUAGUGAAAAGAAAAACAUAUUGGCGAAAAUAAAAACAUUAGAAGAGAAGACGAGAGCUGAGAAGAUUGAUGUUGACAAUUUGAAAGCACACAUCGCAGAAGUUUUGCAGAAGAAAAAAGGUAGUGAAGCUACUGAAGAGGCUCAAGAAACAUUAAAUAGAUUCGACGCUAUAGCUGCAAAGAUAUUUAAACUAUCAUUGGAUAAAGAUGCACAAUACAAGGACCAUAAACUAUACAAAGAAGCUUAUGAUGAAGUUCAAAGAUGGAUGACAAGGGCUCAAGAGAAAGUACCUCAACUUCAGAGACCUCUGAGCGAAAAAUUAACAAUAGAUACUCUUGCUGCUCCUUUGGAUCAUUUAUUAAAUAAAAAAGCGCAGGGUGAAGUUUUGUUGGAAAAUUUGGAGCACACAGCUCAAGUUGUUUUACCAAAUACAAGUGAAAAAGGCCAAGAGUUGAUAAACAAUGACAUCAGAGCCCUAAGAGAAUCAUUCGAUAGAUUAUUCAAAGACUUAAAACAACAAAGAGAACAAUUAGAUGCAGUUUUAGCUAACUGGAGAGACUACAAAGAUGAAUACGAAAAAGUUUCAGAUUGGUUACAACAAAUUGCAAUUCUUAUCAAGAAUCAAAAAAUUGCACUUAUGUCUAACCUUCCAGAGAAGGAGAAACAAGUUAAAGAUGUUGAAGGUAUAUUACAAGAUCUCGUAAACGGAAAAGAACAAAUUGAAAAAUUAAAUAAAACUGCAAGCAUUCUAUUGAAAUCUCCAUUAGAAACCCAUGUCAAUCACCAACUUCAACAACUUAAUUCGAGAUACCAAGUUGAGUUAAGUUUAGCAAAUGAUGUGCUCAAAAAAGUUGAAACUAAUUAUGGACAACAUAAGGAAUACGCUGAUAAUCUGGAAAAAACUAGAGCUUGGAUUGAUAACGCUCGAGAACUUAUAAGAAAUUGUUCCGAAGCCGUUUCACAUAGCAGCAGAGAAACGCUGCAGUCUCAUCUCAAUAAAAUCCAAGAUUUACUUCUAAGACGCGAGGAUGGACAAAACCUAGUUCACACAACUGUUAACUGCGGGGAAAAAGUUUUAAGAAAUACUAGAUCUGAUGGUAAAGAAGCUAUAAAUAAUGAAUUAAAAGAAAUACAAAACGAUUGGGAACGCAUUGUUAAAAAAUUGUCUACCACAAAAGUUAACCUUGAAACAGCUUUACUUCAAUGGGCAGACUACGAUAGUUCAUACAGUCAAUUACAACAAUGGAUAACUGACCGAGAAGCUAAGCUACAACAAGUCACUGAACCUAAAAUUACAAAAUUAGAGAAGAAAGGACUUGGUAGUCUACCCAUUGGCGACAGAAAAGCUACUUUACGUGAAACUGGGAGCAUAUUACAAGAUAUUGUUUCAUUCGAACCUAUGAUCCAGUCUGUAGCUUCUAAAGCUGAAGAUUUAAAACAAGCCGCACCAGCGUCAGAAAUAUCAACUAAAUAUGAAACGUUGUCUAGACAAGCUCAAGAAUUAUACGACAAACAAAAAGAAGUAGUUGAAAAACAUGAGGCGUUUGUUGACGCUGUUAAUGACCUUCAUCAAUGGAUCCGCAAUGCCCGUGAACGUCUAGGAAAAUGUUCCGAACCAACUGGAGACAAAGAAAGCUUAGGAAGUAAGCUUUCACAACUUAAAGCACUUAAAAACGAGGUUUCAGAAGGCCAACAAAAAUUGGAACUUGCUAUUGAUCUUGCAGAUAAAGCUAUUCCAUUCGCUGAUGAUAUGGAUAAAGAAAUUAUCGAAGAAGAAGUCGGUUUGCUGCAAGAAGAUUUCGAUAAUUACGUAGAAAAUUUGAAUCAUACAAAGAGUUUAUUAGAAGUUGGAAUUGUUAAGUGGACAGAAUAUGAAGAUCAAUAUAGAGAUGCUUUGGAAUGGUUAUCACAAACAGAAAAAAUGAUACAAUCUUUCAACAAACUUCAGGAUAGCUUAGAAGAAAAAAGAGCAGUGCUAGAACACUUCCAAUUACAACUACAGAAUCUGUUCGAUUGGCAAUCUGAAUUGGACCGAUUAAACAUGAAAGCUCAGAUCUUAUUGGAAACAUGUGCUGAUACCAGAGUAAGUAAUGCUAUAACGCAAAUAUCCACCAAAUAUAACGCGAUAUUAUCACUUGCUAAAGAAAUUAUGAGAAGAUUGGAAUUACAUUACCAAGAGCAUCAACAACAUAAUGCUCUUUGUCAAGAAUGUCAAGAUUGGAUGGAUAGAACAAGAGAUAAACUCAAUAGUUGCCUCGAAAUACCUGCAACCUUAAACGAAAUAAAUAAUAAAUUACAAGCAGUUAAAAGUAUCAGAGCAUCUCUCGAACAAGGUCAAAACAAGUUAAGAUACAUCCAAGAACUUAAAGAACGCGUUAUAAUGAAUACAGAACAAUCUGGCGUUGCUAAAAUUAAAGAAGAUACAGAAGUUCUUCGUUUGGAUAUGGAAAAACUUUUGAAUGAUGUACAAGAUGCUAGAUGCAAACUUCAAUCAAGAGCCAAUCAACUAGAAGAUAUUGAUAAGAUAUACAAACAACUAUUGGAAUGGCUCCAGGAACAAGAAAGUCAAGUCCAAUUAGAUGAUGGUUAUCUUAACGAAUUAGGAGAAAAGAAAGCGAAAUUAGAAAAACUUAGAGCUAUUCAAAAAGAAAUUGACUCACACAAUGAUUUAGUGGAAAAACUUGAUAAUAAAUUACAAGAAGAUUCUACAUUUAUUACUAAAGAAUAUGAAAACGUGAUACAACGUUACCACAAAUUCAAAAACGAUAUACAAUCAAUAAUCUCGAAUUUAGAAAAUGAAGUAGCGGAUCACGAGAAAUAUAAAGAUUGUUAUAAUUCUGUUUGUGACUGGAUCAGGAAAGCACAAAUUGAAAUCCAAUCAUGUUCAGAUCUACAUCAAGAACUUGAUAAAAUCAUUGAGAAGGAAAGUAAAAUUUUAGAAAUAUCAAAUUCAUUAACGGAAUGCGACGAUUUAAUACAUAGAACUAUAGAGUAUAGUAUUUUGGUGAUGAAAACCACAGGAUGGGAAGGAAAUGAUAUAAUCAGAAAUGAAAUAGAUCAACUUAAUACUGAUUGGGAAGGCCUUCAAUUUAUAUGUGAAGAUACUAAAAAAUCAUUGAGAAACUGUAAAGAAGCAUGGGAAGAGUUUAAAAAUUCAUAUAAUUCUGCUAACGAUGCUAUAGAUACAAAUCAGAAACGUUUAAAUGAAAACUUGAACGUAGAAUUUAAUGAAACGAAUCUAGAAAAAUGUCGCAGUCUCUUGGAAGAUAUAACCGCUCUUAAACCACAAAUGGAAAAUCUCACAGACGUUUGUGAAACCCUGAUAGAAUACAGCGCCAUUAGUUGGGUGAGAGACAAGACUGUUCAACUUCAAUCUAAAUACAUAAACCUUCUCACGAAUAUUCAAAGCUUGGUAUCCAAAAUCGAAAAGAACUUAACAGAUCAAACAGAAUUUUUGAAUAUUAAAGCUGAGCUGGAAACAUGGUUACAAAAUGCACAUAGUGCAGUACAAGAAUGCGUAGGUGUUUGUGAGGAAGCUAUUAUUAAAGAGAAACUGGGAGUGAUUUCUAAUAUUGCUGCUAAUAUGGGUGAAGGACAAGGACUUUUAACAAAAUUACAAGAAGCUUUUGGUAAAGCCAUAAACGUAGCAACGAAUGAAAAACAGGCAGAGCUUCGAGAUAAUAUGACAACAUUAAGAAACAGCUGGGAUCAAAUUAAUAUGGAUAUUAAAUCAAUUCAAGCUCAACUUAAAGCUAGUCUAGCUAGAUGGGAAGAAUUUAAUAAAAAUACACAGAAAUUCGAAAUAUGGUUAAAUAACACAGAAAGUAAACUUCAAGAAAAAUGCUCUAGUAGAGGACAAGUUAGUGAGAUUAAAACACUAUUGGAGAGAUUCAAAAACCUCCAAACGGAAAUUCAAAAUAAAGAAACGGAUUUGGAUAGAUUGAAAUGUGAAGGCCAAGAUCUCAGCGCUUGGGUUAAACAACUUUCAGUUCUAGAGCCAGUACAACAACUCGAAUUGAGAUAUAAAAAAUUGUCUGAAUCUUGCAACGCUAUUAAGGAAUCUUUUGAAAACGAACUGGAAGAUUACAACAUUUACCACCAAAAACUACAAGAAACCGAAAAAUGGUUACUUCAAGUAUCUUUCCAACUGAUGGCUCACAAUUCUCUAUACAUCAGUAACAGAGAACAGACAGAAGAACAAUUAGCCCAACACGAAACGCUUUUAGAAGAAAUACAAAAGUAUCAAGCGAUUUUGGACGACGUUAGAGGCAAAGGACAGGCUCAAAUGAUCAAAUACGAAAAAGAAGCACCUGAUGUAAAAGACACAAUAGAAAAACAAUUGAGUAACGUUCAAGACAGUUAUAACUCUUUACUACAAACCGCAAUUCAGAUAAAGAAUAGAUUAAACGAUUCUCUGGCUAAAUUUAAGGAGUACGAAGAUACAUUAGACAGCAUCAUGCAAAAUUUAGAUGAAUUUGAGCCAAUCAUAGCUCAAGAGAUCGAAAAACCAAUUGAGAAUUUAGCUGAUGCCAAAGCUCAACUAGAAACUGCUAAGACGCUCCACAACAAAUUGCAGAGUGAGAAAUCUCGACUGGCUGUAGCUGUACAAGCUUGUGAAGCUGCUACUGCUUCUAUCAGUCGUCCUAGCAGUCCAAGAGAUACACUGCCUCCUCCAGUACCCAUCAAAGAACUUGAGUGUAGAGCCAGACUAGAAGAUGUGAUCGAUCAAAUACAAGCUCAUCUCAGCGACUUGACAACAUCGGUCGCCGAGUUUGAAGAAAAAGAAAAACAACGAAACGAACUUAAAAACUGGAUAUUAUCCCAGAGAACAGUCGUUACUGAAUGGAAAAAUAAACCAGUCAAAUUAAGAGCCGAUGCAGCUAAGCAAGAAAUUAACAAUAUGCACGAUCUGCUAACAGCUAUUGACCAGCGCAGAAAUCUAUUAAUUUCCGAUUUAACAACAUCUGGAGACGAGAACGAUGAAUUGGAAAAGUUGUUGAACGAUUUAGAAAGAGAUCUAAUUGGUAUUAUAGCAGAAAAGCAAGCUAAUUUAGAAAUUAUCGACGAAUACAGACAAAACGUGCAAGUAAUGAAUAGUUGGUUCGAUAACUUAGGUAAACGUAUCGAAGCUAUCGACAAAGGUUCUGGAUUAAAUUGUGAACAGAAACAAGCUUCUAUAUUAGAAAUCAAAGCAGAAUUUGAUGACCAAGGUUCAAAAAGACUUGAAGAAAACAAUCGCUUAGCUUCAUUAGUUACUGAUUUUGUAAACAAUCUAGACUCCCAGCAAAUAGAAGAGCAAUCUAAAGCUACAGAACGAAGAUACAAUGAGAUUGCUAAAAGACUACAGAGAAAACUACAAGUAUUAGAAAUGACUAAGAAAGGUAUAGAAGACACGAGAAACGAAAUCAACGCAGCAAGAGAUUGGGUGAAAGAGAAAGUAUCCAGUUUACGUAAACCAGAACCACUCGGUUUUGAAAGCCGAAAAGCUGACGAUAGGAUAAAUGCUCUACAAGAUCUGUUAAAAGAAGCAGGAAAUAAACUAGUUCUUAAAGAAACUCUUCUCAAACGCAUCAAUAAUAUGAGUAACGAACUAGAACCUACUGAGGCAUCCCAAAUUGAAAAGAGCCUCAAAGAAUUAGAAAACGAACAAGGUCAAUUAAUAGACAAGAUCAAAAGUGAAAUAGAUCGAGUAACAGCUGCAGCUAAUACAAGACGAAAUCUUGAACAAAACCUAGAAAAAGCCAAGGCUUGGAUCAAAGCUAAAAGCGCAGAUUUAAGAAAACUUUCAGGUUACUUACCUCUUCAAGCUAACCAAGUGGAAAAAGAAAUCACACAACAUGUCGCACAUGAAGCGGAUAUUAAACAAUUUAACGAAGGAGACUUGAAUGAUCUUCUCAAACUUGGUAACAGUGUAUUAAAAGAUUGUGAUGAAAAUGAUCGUGAACGUUUACAACAAAUACUUAAUGAAGUCAAAGAAGAAUUCGAUAAUCUCAAACAAGAAUCUGAACAAAAAAUUGGUGCUCUUCAUGAUUUACUUAAAGGUAGAAAACAAUUUGAAGGAUACAUAGAGGAAUGUGUGAACUGGUUAAAGGAAGCGGAAGUCGCUACUUCGUCUGAUAUUAGAGCCGCCAAUUUAGACGUACUAGAAGAACAGUUAGUUAAAUAUGAAAAACUACACGACGAUGCUAAUAAAAUACAAAAUUCAAUAGAAAAAGUUAAUGAACAAGGAAAAGCUAUCCUACCUACAAUAUCAGAAUCUGACAAAAUAACGUUGAACGACACGUUAAACAGCCUCAAAAAUCGUCACAGAAAAGUUGCUGAUAUAAUCGAAGAUAGAAUGAUGGGAUUGAAACAAAAUAUUCAUCAACUUAAAGAGGCACAAAGAAUUUUAGAAGAUUGUGAACAGUUUCUACAAGACAUUCAAGCUCAACUUAAGGAUCUCAAUAAACCUCUCGGACCCAAAGUAGAAGAUGUCCAACAAGUAAUAUCAACUUAUGAUAGAAUUCUUAAAGAUCUCAAAGAUAACAGAACAAAGUUAAGUAAUGUUCCAGGGGCAAAUACAGCUGACCUACAAAAUUUGGUCAACUUGCAAGAUGAUUUAAUCAAAACAUGCGAAGAUCAAUUAUCAAAAUUACGUCAAUUACUACUACUACGUGAACAAUACUUAGCUUUAAUCACUGAAAUUAUGACAUUCAUCACUAAAUAUACUGAAAUAGUUAGAGACAUUGAAAAAUCUGGUGGCUCCAUCCACGAAAAAAUACAGAAGUACGAUGAUGUCAUUUCGAAAAUACAGGAAUGCGAAGCUCUUUUGGCGUCAGCUUCAGACAAAGGACAGCAAAUUGCCGCAGAUGGUUCAGCUCAAGAUAAAAAUACUGUUACCGAACAACUCCAAUCGCUUAAGCAAGCUCUACAAAAUUUGAGAAGAGCCGUUGAAAAACAAAGACAAGAACAUGAAAAUACAGCAGCUGAACAUUUGAAAAUCGCUGCUGAAUUGGAAGAAGUUCUUGAUUGGCUACACGAUAACGAAAGUGCUGUUAGAUCCAGACCUUUGUUAGGUAGAGAUGUCGCUACUGUCGAUAAAGAAUUAAAGAAUCACUCAAAACUAGCAGAAAAAGUGAACGAUAAUUUGAAUAAAAUUAAAAGUAUACAAGAGGCUACCAAGAAUGACGAUAAUCUACCUGGUUCUAUUCAAGAACAACUACAAGAAGCCAAUUCCUUAUUAGUUUCGUUACCUAGAGAAUUAGAAGAGAGACAAAAAUAUUUGGAGAACAAUAAGGUGUUGCGAGAAGAGUACGUCGUUCAGAAGCAAAAAUUAUACGAUUGGGUGAAAGAAGCUGAAAUUCGUUUGGCGACACAUAAAGAUGGAGUCGAUUUCGAAAAUAUUGUUCAAGAAUUAGAAGAACACCGAAUAUUCUUUAACACUGGAAGUAAUAUUAGAGAACUAGUUAACCAGACUAUACAACAAGCUGCAGAUAAAAUUUACCCUAGUUUGACUUCUUACGAACAAGAGGAACUCAGCCGUGAGCAACAACAACACGUGCAGAUUUUGAAGAACACUUUGAAUUCGGCCAAAUCCCAAAAAGCUCAAUUAGAACAAGAUGCUGAAAUGUGGAAAGAUUAUUGUAAUACCUUAGAUCGAGUGAAAGCAGUUAUAUCGAGAACCAAAUUCAUCGACGAACCUGUGUCCACGCUUGCUGGUUUACAUUUCAACAUUCAGAAGAUAUCACAUGCCUUGAAUGACGUACAGAACCAACAACUAGAACUCGACCUUCUGCAACAACGUGUCAACGAAAUUAUACAACAAGCUGACCAGAAGAAUAGGCAGAAUAUACAAUCUCAAAGUGAUCAAGUCAGUGAAGAAUGGACAUCGUUAGUAUCAGAUUUGGAGAAAAGAAGAGAUACUCUUACAGGAUUGGCUCAAAUGUGGGAAGUUUUUGAAGGCAGAUGGCAAAAUUUCGAAAGUUUGCUAAGCAGUGUUUCGGAAAAGGCCAAACAUCUCGAUUAUGUAGUUAGAAGUAAAGAACAUCUUGUGCAAACAAAUAAAAGCUUGAAGGAGCUCCAAUCCGAAGCAGAAGGUAUAAGAUCAUUCCAAGAAGAAGUUAAGAAAUUAUCGAGUACUAUUUUGACGUAUCUGCAGGAAAGCUCACCACCUUCAGCGAACGCCCUUUCCACCAAAUUGGAUCAACUGGAUGAGACGUACGAAAGGCUUUUAACUGAUUUAAAAGUAAAACGUGAAAAUAUUGAAGAAGACUUAAAGGAAAUAGAGAAGGUAUUGAGAGACAUAAAGAACUAUAAAACUAGUCUAACUAACCUUAAACAAGAAGUAGAGAAAUUCUACGUUUUUGACGCCAACAUCGAAAAAACUCAGGAAGACUUAACCCAACUUCAAACCAAAGUUAAUAGCGAAAUCGAAGAUACUAAAGACUUUUCUAGUAAUAUUAUUAAAAAAUAUACAAACUUACAAAGCUUAGUACCUUCCGACGUAGCACAAGAACUGAAUCAAUUAGAGUUACUAGCAGAGUCUAUAUCCAACGCAAUGGAAGAAAAAGAUAGAGAAUUCAAAAAAGCUAGAACCACAAGAACUGAUUUUAACAAUGACGUUGAUGAAAUACAAUCUUGGAUUAAAGAUGCCGAAUUGCAAAUUCAAGAUAGAUCCAUCGAACCUCAAAUUUUGCAUGACAAUCUCCAAAGAAUUCAAUCUGACUUUAGUAGUACCAACGAUCGGUUAGACAAACUUACAAGAAAUGGAAGAUUGAUCAUUCAAAAGACUAGAGACAACGAAGAAAAAGAAAUAACCCAAUCUACUAUUAAUGCUUUGACUGAACAAUUAUCCCAAUUGAAAUCUUUGUUAGAUGAAAGAAAACAACAAGUUGGUGAAACUUUGGAUGCAUGGCAACGAUUCUUAACAUUAUACCAAGCUGUGAUGCAAUGGGUUGCCGAGAAAAAAGUAUUCCUCAAGGAUCAGUUAUAUCUGAGUACUCUAAUUGAAGCUAAACAAAAGUUACAUGAAUAUUCGAACGCCGCAAAGAGCUGCAAAAGCGCUACCAAAAAUUUGAGUGAUAUGGCUAAAGAACUAGAAAAUAUUGGUGACAUAACUAGUGUGGGAGACCUUCCACAAAAAAUGGAAGAAGCUGAAGAAGCUAAAGCCGAAGUUGAAGCGACUAUAUUAAAAAGGAACGGAUUGUUACAAGAAACCUCUGAAGAGUGGGAACAAUGCGAGAAGAAGAUUAAAGACGUGAAAGGCUGGAUAGAAAAAACAAAAACCGCUCUCGAUUCUCCACAGAAUAAGAAAAAACCAUUAAGAGAUCAGCAUGGAUUAAGAGAAAAAAUGUUGGCCGACAUACAUAUCCAGAAAACAAAGAUUUCUUUAUCCGUUGAGAAAUUACAGGUUCAUUUCCGUUCUGGCAUAGAAAGCGACUCUAAAGUAACCGAGUCAGCCGAAGAUUUACUUGUUGAACUCGAUGAGCUCAAAGAAGUAAUAAAAACUCAAAGUUCCGAAUUAGAAAUGGCUAUAUCACAAGUGGACAAUUACCAGCAAGAAGUACAACAAUUACGACAACAGAUAGUCCAAGUUGAACAACAACUGAGAACCACAAUGGCUCCCAAUUAUUUACCCCACGAUAGAGACCAAGCUAUCCGCGACCAACAGGCGCGGAUCGAAGCAAGUCGGCAGAAGAUUUCCUUACUCGUCGCCAAAAUCCAACAAGUGGAUCCCUAUUCCACGCAACCCCACCCGGAAUACUCUUUGCUCGGAGUAUCCUACGCUGACAUCGCCGCUGGACGCUCGAAAUCUCAAGAACGUCGAUCAGCUUCACCCGCCUACGAAAAACUCGAUAUCGAAUUGAAUAAAUUGGAGAGAAAUACAGAUGCACUUCUCCCUGAGUCAAACAACGAUCAGUCGAAUGUUCAGCUGGAGCCAGACACAUUCAUUCAAUCAAAAACAUAUACUCAAUUAGAAAAUAUUCCUAUAGUAAACGAACCAGAGCCUAUUAUAGAAUCACAACAAUCAGAAACACCUCCCAAAAUAAAAACACCUAGACGUAGUCGUUCACCCAGGCCAAGAAAUUUACCAAAAAGAAAGGUUUCAAAUAUAAAAUCUGCUACGGAUAUAUCCUCUACAGAAAUUAUUGUAGAACCGGUAAUAGUCAUCGACACUUCAACGGUAGUAGAAGCAACUGAAGAACUUUUGGAUAAUACUGAAUCAAAAUAUUUAAAUAUAAAACAAAGAGGCAGAAGUCGCUCCCCCAGUCCCAUGUGGGCACCAGGCGGAUGUACUUACGCUGAAAUUUUGAGAGGACAGCCAAGAACCUCAGAAGAAAGAGAAAUAUCCUCAAUACAAGAUGAUACCGAACCGCCAUUGUCAACAAUACCAAACGUAGUAAAAGAGGAACUUGAUCCUAAUACAAUGGAUAUUCAAUCUGAAUCAAAAUCUGGCAGUAAAACUUCAGAAAUAUACGAAAGUAUAAUAUCUCAUCCAAUUGAGGAAUGGACACAGUAUCAUCAAAGCGAAUAUCAAACUCAAACACCUGAACAGAAACCAAACUAUUUUAAUCAAAAUGUUCACGUCAAUGCUAAUAUUGUUGAGUAUAUACAACCAUUACCAGAUAUGGUAAAUUUCAUAGCCUCGGGUCAACAACUGAUGAAUUCAGGUCUAGGAACCUACCACAGCUCUGAAAACUUUAAUAUAACUUAUAACGAUAAUAAUUACUCUGAUACAAUGUAUACGGAAGGGACGUAUUCCAUUUCUAAUGAAGUAUCUCCUCCAGCUGAAGAAUCAGAUAUCAAAGAACAACUUGAACUUUCAAAAGAAGAACAAGUCGAAGAAAUGCCGCGUGAACCACUAACGCAAACGUCGCAAACUGAUGUUACUGGUUCGCAUUUCUCUUAUGCUCAAAUUUUGUCUCAGGGACUAAGCGCCAAAAAUCUCCAGCCAUCCAGUAUAGCAACAGUGCAAUCUCCGAACGCCCGAAAAACCCCCAGACAUAAAUCUCCAAUGCUUGGUUACACCACGCAUGCGGAAGAUACGAAGUCUCAAUCGAGGGAGUACGAAACGCGCAAAUAUUUGAAGGACAGUUCUCUACCAGAGAAAUUCCUCAAUGUUGUUGAACAGCAACAUACAAAAACAUUAAAAGAAGAUAUAGAUACCUUCGAACGUGAUCAGUUGUCUUCUUACCAUGGAGAGCCUAUGAAAAUAGGUGGUCAAGAAACAACUGUUGUUUCCUCAAAACAAGACUUAUUACUUAGUGAUAGUAACGCUUCCCCCAUAAAAGAUAGAUAUAAAAAUCAAAAAAGUAAGAAAUCUAAACCUCAAGAAAAUACAGAUAAGUCACAUACUAUCCAUACCAAAACGAAAGAAGUUGAAGAACCACUCAAUGAAAUUUCUAUUGAAAAGACUAAAACAACUAUUAAAUUGUCACAAACUAACAUUUUCCAAACAGACGAAUCGUUCGACGGUAGUGAUGCCAACUCACAAGAUAAAAAAUCCAAAAAGAAAAGAAAAUCGAAAGCUAAACCAGAAGAAAAUAAAGCUACAUUUGUUAUUGAAGAAGUUAUCAGACAUAUAUCUGAUGAUGAAACUGAAAAUGAUAAAAUAAGCCAGCUUCCGAAACAGGAGAAAAAACAAAAAAAUAAAAAAGGAAAGGAUUCACAGAAACAAUCUAUAAAUGUAGUUACUGAAGAACAAGAACAAAUUAGACAAGUACUUGAGUCUAACAAAAAGGAAAGUUUCAAUACUGAAAUCAAAGAAUCUGAAAAGAAUGUAGAGAAAUCUAAAAAGAAAAAAGUGAAUAAAAAUCAUCAAUCUGAUAUACGGGAACAUGAUAAUUAUCAAGACACUAAUAAAAUAGAGAAUGUGAAAUCUGAAAGCUCAGAUAUCAACUUGGUUUCUAUAAAUACAACAGUAGAAACAAACAUGGAUACAGUAACAAUUAGUACUGAUAAUGAUAUCAGCAAAUCUAAGAAGAAAAAGGACAAGAAAGCCCCAGAAACAAUAACUUCUGAAAAACCAACUGCAGACCAUGUUAUUGAAGAAUCCAAGUGCGAAGUAAUUGAUGAAGCAAACAUUGUAUUUGAUAAAGCUAGGACCAAAAAAGAUAAAAAGAAAAAACACAAAAAAGAAGUAACAAAAACUGAAAAUCUGGAUCAUUCAAUUGAACCAGUACAAAUAAAUACAGCUGAAUCACAUAUUAACGAAAUUGAACAUGUGGAAACAAACAUAAUCAACGCUGCUACACAAGUAGAUGGUAACAAAAUAGGUAAAAAGAAGAAACAAAAGAAACAAUUUAAAGACAAAGAUAGUGAAAAUGCUGAGUCACCAUAUAUUAAUGUCACUGAAAUAUCUCAAGUUACACCUCCAACUGAGGUAAAAUUAGAAGAAAACUCAACUACUGAACCCGAUUCAAAAGCAAAUCACUUUACUUCUGAAGAUCAAAUUGAAAAUCGACGCAAAAAAAAGAAACAACAUUCAGAAAAACCUGUUGAGGUUAUUGAGCCUCAAAAAUCAAUUUCUGAACUAACUAGUCUAAUUAAUUUCAUCGAAACUGAAAAAUCUCACGCUGAACACGCAGUUAUUGACGCUAUGAGUAAUUUCAAAACAUUAGAUGUAAAGGAAAACUCUCAAAAAAUAAUUAAUUUAGAAGAAACUAAUGCUACUUCUAACGAUCAGAUCAAAAAAGACAACAAGAAGAAACAAAAGAAAAAAUCCACAGCUCAAAACCUUAAUAAGCCUGUCGAUAAAUCACAAGAAUUUAUUCUCACAUCAAUUCCUAUUUCGGCUACUUUUAUCGGUCUAGAUAAGUCCAAAACUGAACGCACGAUAGUUAACACCGGAGAAACUGAAUCAAAAUCAGAAAAAGUGGAAGAACUGGAAACCAAAAGAGAAGUUAUUACCAAAGUAAUUGAUUUAGAAGAUAAUUUGGAUAAUAAACAAGUUGAUAAAAAGGAGAAACAAUCCACACCUCUAGAAUGUAACGAACUUCUAAAAAAUGUUGACAUUACUAAAGAAAUUACCGAAAUUUCAGUCACUGAUACUAAUAUUUAUAAAGAAAAUGCAUCAGAACCACAAAAGAAAGAAGAAUCGCUAUCCAAUAAAUUUGGUACAAUCGAAACUAUCGACUCAAAAGGUUGUAUUCCUACUAAAAAAUCUAAAUCGAAGAAACAAACUUCAGCUAAAGUAGAAAAACUUGAGCAAAAUGUCGAGUCACCGAAACCUAAAUUUGUUUCUAGUUCAUCCGAUUUUAUUAAAGCAGAAAGGUUGGAUAUUAGUAAAUCGAUUCAUCAGCAUACAACAAUUGAAACGGAACCGGAAUUAAGUCGAAAAGUAACAUCAACCGAUCUAAUGAGCUCAACACAAAUUGAAACUACUUCUAAUAAUGAAUUUGAAAAUAAUGACAAAACCGUUGAAACUAUUAUACCACCUUUAUCUAUAGACAACGAAAAUCCACAAACUGAAUGGAUUUGUGAGCACACGAUAAUUGAUAAAACUGUAUUGAAACCAAAAGAAUCGCCAAAUUUAUCGAUAACAGAAGAUUCUGUAGUAAAUGAUACGAAAAGAAAGUCUAAAAAAAAGAAAGGAGAAGCAGAGCAUCGACAUAAAACAAAUGUUGUGCUUAAUUCUGCUAUUGAAGAAGAAAUAACCAAAUCUGAAGACAACACACCACAAACUUCAAGUUAUAUCAUUAGUGAAAUUGAUUCUAAGAUUGUUCCCAAUAAAAAUGAUAUUUCAGAAGAAAGUACUAACAUAUUUGAAACAAAAGACGUAAUUACAACAGAAGUACAAGAGAAAUCCGAAAAACAAACUCAAUACAUACCAAAGAAGGAUGAUGAAGGGUUGAAUAAAGUAACUAAAGCAUCUUCAUUAGGAGAAAAUAACUACGAUAGUAAUAAAACAAUCAAUAUUGAACAAAUAACAGUUACAAGCCACGAAAAUAUUAUUCAAACUACUGAAUGUAUACCUAAUGAAGAAAGUAAUAAAAGUAGUAGUGAAGAUGAAAUUGAGAACAAUGCGAUUGAUUUAAAUUUAUUAGAAGAUUCUUCUGAUUUUGUUAAGUCCGUUAUAGCUACAGCUGUAACUAAAGUAACUGAACUCACUGAAACAAAACAAACAACUAACUCUCCAUCCUCGACUGAAUCAACUUAUUCUGUAAGUAUUCAACGCGCUGCUAAAGAAAACGAUGAAACAUCGAACAAAGUUAUUAUUUCCGAAACUGAAAUGGUGAGUUAUCCAAAAGAUACAACAAAAGUAACAUUCAUCACUCAUGAAGAAGUUAGAAUGAAACCCAUUAUCACUCUUAAAAUGGAAUUCAUCGAACAACCUAUUCUCGAAGAAAUCCAUCACAUUGAAAAAGGACUCUAUGAAGAAAAAUCGAUAAGUAGACUUGUAGAGGAAAAUCAAAUUCAAGCGGUAUCUGAAAUAUCCACUUCAGAAGAAAAAAUAACGAAAAUAACAGAUGUAGACAACAAUAUCGAUGAUAUUGAAAUUGAACAAGUGAUAUUUGGUUCUGUCAAGGAACGGCCCAGUCAAAAAGCUAUCAGAAUAGGAAAAGAAGACGAAGAGAAUAGAAAAAUUGUAUAUUAUGACGACGAAUUCGUGAACACCAAUAAAAAUCAACAAGCCAUACAUAUAGAUGUUACAUUAGAUCAUUCAAAUAAUGACACUGACAGUUUUGAACAAUCAUUGUCAAGAAAAGAUUCGGUUGUAGAAACAGAAAUUACCACUUCUGAAGAUUUAAUUGAUGUUUUGAAUUCUGAGAAAACAACAAAAAUUAGUGGUACAAUUGAGAUUGAUUCCGUGCAUUCUGAGUUAUUAGAAAAAUCUAAAAACCAGUUAGAUAUAGAAGCUGUGGAUACAAUGAUAGUCGGAAACGAAUCAGAUUUUAUUUCAGACGAAGAACUCGUUGAAAAAGAUAUAGAAGAAUUAUCUAGUACAAAGGUAACUCUGGAUGCAGAAUUAAGUAAGGAUAUUAAUAAAACAGAAGAGCAGAAAAAAUCUGAAAAAACUAGAGAACAUAAAACUUCAGAAAACUCAUGCGAUGAAUCGAAAACUGAAUUAUUACUUGAGGAAAAUUUGAAAGUAAUGAACAGUGUUGAACAUAUUCAAAAAGAGGUAACAGAUAUAGUAGAUAAAAGUCAAAACACUAACAAUAUAUUAUUACAGUUGAAACAAGAAACGUUAUCAAAGUAUAAACCAGAUUUGACGGGCAUACCAGAUAGAAAAGUGAAGUCCGUAUCUCCAUCACCCAUUGUAAACUAUACUUUGAAUGAAUCUAUAGUAAUUGGUGACUAUAAAAAUAGAAAAGAUAGUGAUGAAGAUAAUCUUGAUACGGUAAAUACAAAUUAUACGGAAAAAGUUGAAGAACUAAUUUCAGAAAAAAUAAACGCUCUACCUUUAGAAAAGCCUCUAACAAAUGAAACUAACGAAAAUAACGCAUCUAGUAAUUUAAGACAAGAGUUAGUUGAAGAGACAGAAGAAACAAACUUUUCCACUUCAUUUAUUAAAAUUGAAAAAGAUUUGAUGGAAAGCCUUCCAAUUAUACCAAUGUCUCCUGAAAAACCAUUACCGGAAAUAAGAUAUCUCGAACCAAUAGUAACAGAAGAAGUUUCAAAAAGUAAUAAAAUUGUGCAACAAGAUUUACCGGAAAAUAUAGCUGAUGUGCUGUCAAAAUUGAAAACCGAAACCAUUCAAAAGUAUCACGAAGAAGUUAGUAAAGAAAUUGGAGACAAUAACGUACCUAACGAUAAGAAAUCUGAAAAUAAGAAGAAAAGGAAAAAAGAGAAGAAAAGGAAAUCUGUAACUUUUGAAGAAACACCUCAGAUAAUUAAUAUUGAUGAUGUCAAAUCUUCACCGCGUGAUGUUCAAGAAGACGAUACAGAAACAGCUGAAGAAUUCAUUUUUGUAUCUACUUCAAAUACACAAGCUCAAGAGACAUUACUUAGAGAACAACAAAUGGAUGAAAUUGUGAAGAGCUUUGAAGUAGUGAAUGUAUCAGAAGAUAUUUCAAGCAUUUACCAAAUUACCUCUACUAUUGAAAAUGUACAAAAAAUAACAGAAGAAGAAGUUAAAUCUACUGAAAACAAGAAAUCCAAAAAGAAAAAAUCUAAAAAGAGUGAUAAAGUACAGGAGGAGUCUGGUCCAACGGAAACAUAUUUAAUCAAUGAAUCCAACAAACAACAAGAAGACAAAAUCAAUACGGCACUUGUAGAAUAUAGUAUAGAAUCACCACUUAACAGCCCACCAGGUGACACAAAAUUAACUGAAGAAAUACAACAAAGUGAAAUAAUUGCUGAACAAAACGUCAUAACUAAUUCUACGAAAGUUGCAAAAUUACAAAUAGAAACGACGGCUCAAGACAUAGUUUCUGCCGAAGCACCAACAUCUGUGAAAGAGGAUCUAGUUGAAGACAUAAAACAGGCACAGCAAGAACAAAGCAAAUCUAAAAAGAAAAAACACAAGAAAAACAAAAAAUCAGUAGAAGAAAUUAUACCUGAAAGUAGAACUGUUGAAUCUGAAGAAGUGAAAGAAUUACAACAAAGAGAAUUUGUUGAUUCCGUAAAUAACGAAAUGGGCAUUUCCUAUGCUACCGCUCUCAAAACUAAUAUAAAAGAAGAAACAUUCAAAUUUGUAGCUGAAGAAGUAAAACAUGAAUUAGAAUCAGUUGAAAUGGAAGAGCCAGUAUCAAUUGUUGAUAAAGAUACUCCAAAAUCCACACCAACUGAUAUACAAGAACUACCUUCAGUUGAUACUAAUCAUCCAGAUUCUGAAGAUAGUACGAAGUCAGAUACCAAAAAACCCAAGAAAAAGAAGCAUAGAAAGAAGAAACAAGAUACUGCAGUUGUAGUGGAAGAAUCUACUCAGGACGAAACGAAAAUUGCGGAAACUACAGACAUCGUCACAUUAACGAACAAACCUUCUUGGGCUAGUAUUGUUAGUACCAAUAUAGAACUGAAAUCAUAUACUGAACAUCAAGCAACUGAGCCAAGUAUUGAAAUUCGCGAAAGUGUAGAAGAAACAAUCGAGAAACCAACUGAAGCAGUAUUGUCUGAUACAAAUGACUUGAAUACAGACGAAAAAACACACAAAAAGAAGAAGCAUAAAAAGAAGCAUGCUCCCGUGGAAGAGGCGAAAAAACCAGCAUUUGAAAUUACUGAAGAAAUACUGAAAAUACCAGAUAAAGUGAAAAAACAUGAUAUUGUAUUUGAUCACAAGAAAAUUGAGAAAGAUCUUGGACUUCGCGAAGCAAAAUCAUGUGCUGAACAUCAUGUAACUGAGCCAAAUAUUGAAUUUACCGAAACUGUUCAAUCAAUUGAGCAAUCAGUUGAAGCAGAAUUAUCUGAUACAAAUGAAGUUUACACAGGCGAGACAACAAAUAAAAAGAAGAAGCAUAAGAAGAAGCAUACUCCCGUUGAUGAGGCAAGCAAGCCAGCAUCUAUAAUUACUGAAGAAAUACUACAACUACCAGAUAAAGUAAAUGAACUUGAUUUGGAAAUUGAUCACAAGAAAGAUGAAGUUAUUAUUGAGAAAGAUAUUGGACUGGAAGAAGUAAAAUCAUGUGCUGAGCAUCAUGCAACUGAGCCAAAUAUUGAAAUUACCGAAACUGUUCUAGAUGAAAUCGAGAAAUCAGUUGGAGCAGUAUUAUCUGAUAAAAAUGAUAAGAAUACUGACGAGAAAACACAUAAAAAGAAGAAGCAUAAGAAAAAGCAUCCUUCCGCGAAAGAGGCGAGGAAACCAGCAUUUAUAAGUACCAAUGAAAUACCACAAAUACCAGAUAAAGUGAAUGAACUUUAUGUUGAAAUUGAUCACAAGAAAGAUGAAGUUAUUAUUGAGAAAGAUCUUGGACUGGAAGAAGUAAAAUCAUGUGCUGUACAUCAUGCAACUGAGCCAAAUAUUGAAAUUACCGAAACUGUUCAAGACACAAUCGAGCAAUCAGUUGAAGCAGAAUUAUCAGAUACAAAUGAAGUGAACACAAACGAGAAAACACAUAAAAAGAAGAAGCAUAAGAAGAAGCAUACUCCCGUGGAAGAGGAUACCAUGCCAUCAUUCAAAGUUACUGAAGAAAUACUACAAACACCAGAUAAAGUGAACGAACUUGAUGUUGAAAUUGAUCAAAAAGUUAUUAUUGAGCAACAUAUUGGACCUAAAGUUCGAAUUGAUAAAGCUGAUAUUCCAAAAAUAGCUACUGAUGAGGAGAACAAUGAACAAAAGAAAAAGAAGAAGAAGAAAGGUAGAAAACAAUCAAUUGACAGCUCAGAGGAACCGAUUGUAGCCGACUUAAAAGUUAUCCCAUCACCAGAAAAUACUUCGAACAUCACAAAAAUUAUUCAAAUGAAUGUGCUUACUACAGUAACAUCUACAGAAAAAUCAGAUCUUAAUGAAGAAGAAUUUAAAACUGCUUCCGGUAUCUCAAGUAAGCCCAUAAAAUCAGAGAAAGGAGAAAAUGGAACGGGUACAUCUCGUGAAGUUGUGAUGGCGAUUGAAAUUGAUGACUUAAUUUCUGAAUCUAUUGAAUCCGAAAAAUUAGAAAAACGUGAUACGAAUGAAUCCUCCAAGGAUAUUAUCAACACUGUAACAGCAGUAACAGAAAAUGUGAAAACUGGACUUGAGGACGAACAAAAUUUGACAUCUCCACUUUCGGUAGCUGAGCAGACUAUUGAAAUGAUUCUAGAGGAAUGUAAUAGAUCGGAUUAUUCAGUUAUUUCCGACAUGAAUAUAACAGGAAAAUUCAAAAUAAAGAGAGAUGAAAAAAUAGACAUUCUAACGACAGAAUUUUCGAAUGAAUCAGAAGCAUCGCAAAAAGAAGACUAUGUAAAUGAAAACGUCCCUUCGCAUCCUAUGGAAACUAUAACAGUUGAGGAGAAUCAUACAAAAACGGAAUUCACUAGUGAAUUUGAACAAUUAGAACAAGACAAAAUUGAGACCGAAAACAAAGGUUUGCCUAUAGAAAAAUCGAUAAAUGUAUUAGAUGAACCCGUAAUUCAAUCAGAUCAAAAAAGCAGUGGAAAUAAUUUGGAAGACCAUGUUACUGAAACGCUUUCCUACUACAUGACUGAAACAUUAUCGAGCCAAAAAGAUACUAAAAUGAAUGACCUGGCAGAAGAAAUUACUUCGAAGGAACUAGAAACUGAUUCUGCAUCAACAAAAGAUAUCAAAACUACAACUGAUUACAAAGGUUUACCUAUAGAUGAGUCUACAAGUCUCUUUUUGGAUGUACUAGAUGAACCUAUGAUAUUAUCAGAUGAGGAACCAACAACAGAAGAAGUAUCUCUUGUUGAUGGAAAUAUUACUAAAAAGCAAGAGCUUGGUGAUAUGCUUGAGUUUUUAAAUGCUGAAAGAGGUGCUCAUUUUGAUGAACCUUUACAAAAUAAGACACCUAUCGAAUCCAAAGAUGCACUAUCUGAUCCUUCGCAUGAAAUUCAAUACAAAGGUUUGCCCAUUGAUGAAUCUACAAAUAUCUUCAUUGAUUUAUUAGAUGAACCUAUAAUACUUUCUGACGAAGAAGAAAUAGAAGUAGAUCAAAUUAUUUCACCAAGUAAACCCACAGACUAUUCUACACCUCUUAUAACAAACCAAAUUAAUAUUGGUGAAACAAUUACCGUUAAAACUAGUAACAACAAUGAAUUGGCUAAUAUUUUAACAGAAUUUUUAACAUCGGAGAAAACAGUACAUUUAGACAAAUUUAAACAAAUUCAGGAUGUUACUAUAUCUGAAGCUGAUGAUUUAUUUGCUGAUGGAGAUACAAAUAUUUCUAUAGAUAAAUCAAAAAUAUCAGAAACUGAAAUCAACAUCACAAAUGAAACAGUAACAGAAGAAUCAUAUUUAACUGCCAUCAACAACGAUAUAGAAAAUGAAGCAACUAUUGAAAGAGCUCAACUAACAGGAAAAUCCGAAAUAAAAGAUGAUAAUAUAGAAUGUGUUAUUGAUGACGAAAGUAUUGAAAGACAAACAGAUAAAUUGACGUCAUUAAGCGACGUAAUCACUUCGAAAAAUGGUAAUGAAUAUUAUAAUUCCUCCCCAAGUACAAUACGUACUCUCAAAAAUCUGUCUGAAGAAAAAGUAUUCACAUAUGAUAUUUUGAAACUACUUAAGUGCGAAAGAGAAUAUUUCGAGAUGAAAUCUGAAAACAAUAAAAUAACAUCGAUUACUGAAGAAAUUUCGAAUGAAUCGAAAGCGGUACAGGAUGUGGAAAAUGUUUAUGAUAACAUAAAAGAUCUUUCAGAAGUCGGUGAUAAGUUGUACGAACAAAAAGAACAAGGAAAGAGAGACUCUAAAGUUGUAACCGAAUUUAAACCAGAAGUCCCAAUAGCAGAAGAUAUAACUGUUUGGAAAUAUGAUAUACAAAAUCUCGUGCAAUCUGAAAUUUUAUGGAAUGAACAGAAAAAUAGAAAUAAACAUGAUGUAACAGACCAGUAUAAAUCAGUCGAAAUUGAGUCCACAGCAUUCAAUAAAGAAACAGACACGGCAAUAAACUAUAACGUAAAAGAACUCUUAAACGCGGAGAUUGAAUAUCACGAACGGAAAACACAAGAAGAAAAAAUAAAAGAUGCAAACGAACCGACUUAUUAUGAAUAUAUUUUGGACUUAUGUACAGAAAAUAUAUUUAAGUAUAAUAUGGAGGAACUUAUACACGCUGAGAUUGAAUAUUACGAACAAAAAGCACACAAAGAGAAACGAGAUACUAAAGAAGUUGAUGAAGAAGACGUAAUAUUAAGUGUUGAUGAAAAAAGUGUUUUGAAUUAUGAUGCUGAAGUAGACAAAGCACAAGAAAAUGAAUAUAAACCAAUCGAAAAAUCAAUAUUUGAUAUAGAACCAGAAGCUAACUUUAAAUAUAAGAUGCAUGAACUUGUAGCUGCGGAGAUUAAAUUCAAUGAAGAAAGAGCUUUAAAUGAAAAUCAACAAAAGAAAGAUAAUACCGUUCGAAAAACAAUCAUUGAGACAGAAAUAGAAACUGCGCUGAAUUUUAAUAUUGUGGAUUUAAUGAACGCUGAGAUUCAAUGGCAACAAGAAAAACAGGAUACAAAAAUAACCGGCGAUGUAGUCGAAAUGCAACAAACAAACGAAGAAAGUAAAACAAAUAAUAAUAUAGGAAAUGGAGGUGCGCAAGAAAUAUUGGAAAUCGUAGACAAUGCUUUAAAAUAUAACACGGAAAAACUGUUCAACGCUGAAGUUGAAUGGCAAGAACAAAAAGCUCAAGAAGAAAAACUAAAAAUGCAUGCGUUAGAUAAUACGAAAGAAGAAUUAUCAGAAACAAGUGAAAAUCAAGAAAUAAUCAUUUCAAAUGAUAAAGUUGAAGAUGUACUAUUUGAAUUUACAACAAAUGAAGGAAAACUAGAAUCAAAAGUAAUCGAUACCGGUGAUACAGGUGAAAUAGAUGCAAUUAGAGAAAAUAUUGUUCCAGGUGACAUUCUUGAAGAUGCCUUAGUUAAAACAGAUUUGAACGAGGAUGAAACUAAUUUGAUAUCAGACUCUAAUAAUAGAGAAGUAUCUUAUAUUAAUCUAGAUUUCAUUCGAUCUGAAAAAGAGGAUAAAACAGCAGAAAAACUCAAAGAAACUUAUUCUUCAUUAGAAACAUCUAAAACUGAUAUAAAUGUUGAAUUCAUUAAAAAUGAACAAAUUAAGUCAUCAUUAGAAGAAACAGAAUCAGACAAUCUGCGUGAGGGACAUUCUAGUGAAUCGGUGAUUGCAGAUGAAGAUAAGGAAGAAACUAAUUUAACUGUAUCUUUAGAUAAUGAACUAGGAAAAAUGUCACAGAAAAUGAGCUCGGUUGAGAUUUUAACAGCUGUCGAAUCAAUAACAGAGGAAUAUACAACAAAUCCGACUGAACUUAAAAGGAUCGCCUCCCAGUUUGAAGCCAUAGUCGACAAUAUCACUGAAUUUGUACCCAAAUCUGAAACCAAGUCUAAAUCAACUUUCAGCUUAAAUCCAGAUGCCGCCGAGUUUAUACCUAGUACAAUAUCUCACACUACCGUACCGAAAAAAAAAGAUUUCAAUUCCGUUUACGAAGUUGAAAUGACAUGGGAUAAUGACAAUAAUGACUCUAACAUGUUUGAACAAUAUGAAUCGGCUUACAAUUUACCUCCUGCUCACACAACUAAAUGGGUGAAUGAUAUUCUUGAAGAUAAUGAUGAUAAAAAACGUAAAGAAGAAAAAUUAGAACAACAAAGAUUGGAAGAAAGUCUUCUUCCAAGUAACGUAGUAUCGGAACUAAAAGUUAGUAAGGUUCAAGAAAUAUUACCAGUACCAUGUAAAACAACAGAAACAACUGCUAACACUGAAGAUAUUAAACAUCCAGUAGAACGUGUCGAAGAACAAAUUACAGAAUGUGUGCAACCUGAAAACAAAAUAUCAAUCAACAAAUGGGAAAUUUUACUUUCCGGCGAUAAAACAUAUGCUGAUGUAGUAGCUGCUACUGUUCCAUCUAAACCGAAAGAGAAAAUACAACAGAUGGUCGAUACAAAGGAAUCAAUUAAAAAACCAAAUAUAGAAAUUACAUUAACAGAAUGUAAUAUGGACAUCAAAGAUACUGAAGAACUGAAGAAUGAACCAGAUAGUGAAGGUUUUCUGGAAUAUAUUACGAAGAAAGAUAAAAAGUCUCGAUCGAGAUCACGAUCUCGUUCGCGUCAAAAAACAAUUACUAUCUCGAAAGAACCCGUUCAAGAAUUAUUGUCCUCAGUCCAAACAGAUGAAAUAACAUCAGAUCCAAGUGUUUAUUGUAACGACGAACCUACCAAGAAUGAUGAGAACAAACCUGAUAAUACAACUGAUUCUACUCGUACUUAUGCCAAAAUUCUUGGUUCCGUAACAAAAACAAACAACGCAGCUGAACAACCCUCACAAGUAAUAGAAUCUGAUGAAAGUCAACUUCUAGUUACCCAAAAAGUAAAUGAAAUUAAUACCGACUUGAUUACUACAACCAGUGUUCCUGAUGAAACUGUAACAGUAAAAAUAGUUGAAAAGAAGUCAAAGAAAAAAGAUAGGAUAAAAUCAAAAGCAAAAGACAUCCAACAGUCGAAGGAGGAAUUAACAACUACGCAAGAAGACUCCAAUAUUAUAACGGAUGCGAAAAUAACAGAACCUACAUCACCAAAAUUAGAAACGGAAACAAUUCAAACUCAACUGCAUUCUUCAGUUAAAGAUUUGAGCCCGGAAAAAUCUAAAGAUACUGUUGAUAAUGCUAAUUUGACAGAAAAUGAAAGUGCUGAAUUCGAAUUAGUAACUAUGAUGGCAUCCGAUAAAGAAAAAUUAACGAAAAAUAAAUCAAAGAAAGAUAAAAAGAAAUUGAAGAAGGUACAAGAUGAGCAGAAAGAAGAACUAUCUUCAGAAACAUUGUGUGGUGUACAAAAAGAAACCGAUAUUGAAAAAGUAUUUUCAGAAAAAUGGCCAUCUGAUUCAGAAAGUACUGUUGUCGACAUUACUCCUAGUUCCUCAACAUACGCCACCAUCUUAGGUACUAAUCCGCCACCUAAACUGAAAUCUCCAGAGGUUGAAAUACACAAAUCAGAUAAUAUUGUCCAACAAGACUCUGAUAAUAUAGAGAAUACAAUUCUGAAUAUCACUGGGCAGCUACCUGUCUCGGAACAAGUUGCUACUUUUAUUGAACAUGAAGUUAAUGAUAAGACUCUUCAACAAUCUAUGGAUGACAUAAAAUCAGAGCAAGAAUUGUAUGAACAAACAGAAAUUGAUAGGAAUGUAGUAUCUUAUGCGAAAAUUACAGCAAUUAAACAGGAGCAAACACCUGCAGACGUAAUUGAAGUCGAUAAAACAGUAGUUAAAGAAGAUACUGAAAAGUCAGAAGAAAUUCCAAUAGAAAAGUACCAACCUAAGAUCAUAGAACAUAAACAAGCUCAAAAGAAAUCUAAAAAAUCAAGAAAACGUUCAAAAACUCCCAAACGAGAAUCUUUGCAACUGAUUCCAACUGAAUCAACACCAGAAAUAAAUAUCACUCUAGAAAAUAAAGAGGAAACGCCAAAAGAUUUGACAGAAAAUCAAUUUAAUAUCAUUAAAACAAAUUUACAUCAUUUAACAUAUGCAGAUGUAAUCAAAACUGGCAGAAGUCGAGAAUCUUCUCCUCAUCCUAAAGUCUUACCAUGCGAGACUACUAGUUUGGAAACGGAAACUUCAGUACACAACCAAACACCUGAUACAAAGAAUUUAACAAAGCAGUCCAUCGAAAUCAAAGUACAAAAAAAUAAAUACGUUGAUGACGAAAGUUCUAAAGUGCAAACCAAUAAUUUCCUUGAACAAGAACAAGCAGCUAUUCUUAAAGAAACUGAUGAGAACGAUGACUCUUGGGUUAUAGUAGACCAAAAAGAAAUACCUAUUAUCAUUGAACCUACUUCGGAUACAACAGAAAAAGAUAACGAAUCAAUUACUAAAAAGAAACGAAAUCGAUCCAGAUCUAGACGUAAACAUCGUAAAGAAAAUGUAGAAGCUACAGAUAUCCCUUUAAAUACUGAAAAUUUGUCUACAAAAGAAACCGGUAUUAGAUACGAAACAAGUUUAGAAGAUAAACCAAUGUCUCCAGGAAGAACCUAUGCAUCUGUUGUGAGAUCUACCUUAGAGGAAAUUACACCGGAACACAUCACGUAUAAGCCAGUAAUAAGCACAGUGGAUAACAAACCUCUAACAAUCCCACAUGAAAGAAAAAUCGAAGAAAUACCAGUAAACAAAAAGUUGAUAGAAAGCGAGUCCAAUGAGGAAAUAUCAACGCAAAGCAUUUCUGUAGGUGUGUUAGAAAAGGAAAAGAGAAGUAGAAAGAGGAAACCGAAAUCUAAUGUAUUCGUCUGUUCUCAAGACUCAACUAAUCGGGAUGGAUUAACUCAAGAAUCUGAACUAAUUGUUUCAGAAGACGUAACUGAAUUACCCAGCACUAUUGAUUCCAAUAAACAGCUUACUGCAAUAACUCAAGUCAAUAAACAACAAAUUGAACUUAAUAACGAAACGGAGAUAAAUACAAGCGAAGUUGAUAUACAAGACGAGACUCUUAGAACUCCAGAAGAUAAAAUUGGAGAAUUACUGAAUGAACCAAAACAACAAAAAGACAAAACCAUAAUAACUAAAGUUGGCGCAGAAGAUGUAUCGAUUGAAAUUGUUUCUUGGGCAGAAGAGGUCGAAAAAUCUGCUACUUCAGAUAAAAAAGAAGAAUUUAUAGAAGGUGAAAUGAUAAAAGAUAUACAUAUAUCGAAUACUAUUGAAUCAACUGAAAAAACUGGUAUAAUUAAAGAAACUAAAGAAAAUGUUCAAUUAAGCGAAAAUGCGAAAACGAAAAAUGAUAUCAGCGAAAAGGAAGUUCUGAACUCCCAGAAGGUCUCCCAGAAAACUGAGAAGGAAAGAGAUACCCCAACAGAAAAUAGUAGUAUCGAGAUUAUAGCCAGUUCUAGCGAAAUACGCAAAGCAACUGAAGAAACAGUUAUCCCUAAACCAACCAUUGCAGAAAAUAAUACUGACAAGAAAUUAGAGGAACUCAUUCCUGAACAAGAAUCAGUCUCCUAUGAACAAACUACUGUGGAACAAAACACUGAGAGAAAAAUAGAGGAACUCACUCCUGAACAAGAAUCAGUCUCUUUUGAACAAACUACUGUGAAACAAAAUACUGACAAAAAACUUAUUCCUGAACAAGAAUCAAUUUCCCUUGAACAAACUGCUGUGGAAAAAGAUAUUGACAAAAAAUUAGAGGAACUUACUCCUAAACAAGAAUCGAAAUUAUUUGGAGAAGAUACCAAGGAACAACUUGAAGAUAAAGACAAGCAUAUAGUUGAACAAUUUUUACAAGAUGCUCGAACAUACGAUGAGAAUGUUAAAUCAAUCGAAUCAGAUGAAGCAUCUAAACAAAUAGUUGAAGAAUUCCUUAAAGAAGCAGCUAAAUAUGAUGAAAACUUUUUGAGGGAAAAACAAUCUGUUGAACCUGUUAAAUCUUCGAAUACAACUGAAGUUGAUGUGAGAAAAACGAAGAAGAGUAAAAAGCAUAAAAAAGAUGACGAGGAAUAUAAAAAACCCGGAUUUAUAAAAUCGAUAGUGACAACCGUCGUUAGUAAAAUUACAGGAAAAUCAUCUAAACAUUGUGAACCACAAUCGAAUUCUUUAAAUAUUUUUGUGAAUAAUUUAAUGAUUGACGAAUCAUCAAUUUGGUUAAAUAAAAGAAUUUAUGAGGAAGCAGAAGAAAAUUGGCAAAUAGAUAUAGCCAAAAAAAGGAAAGAUUAUGGUUCUGGUGACGAUGCAAUCACUUCUGGAGGACCACCAGAUGACGACGGGGGUUCUAAUGGUUCUAGCGGUAGAACUUCACCUAAUCAACCAGGUGGAGAAUCGCAUAGAAUAUUACCAAAUUCAGAAUAUAAAAUGUAUAGCUUACCCGGGGGUAUAGCUGGGUGGAAAGAGCCUAGUACAUAUUUAUCACCGGAACCCGUUAUAGUCGAAACAGCAUUAGUAAAAUUAGUCGAUGAUAAACAAAAAGAUCCGGAAUCCUCAGAAAUCCUUCCUAACGAAUCCUCCUUAGGGCCCGAUAUGCAGCCAACGAUUUCUACAUCUCUAGGUGGAUCCAGCGACGACAAACAUCUUAAAAAGGAAUUUGCUUUGGAAGUUCAACAGCUCCAAAAUACAUUAGAGGCAACUGAAUGCUCCGCAGCAGCCCUUCCACAAGAAAGCUACGACGAGAUGAUUGCUGCUCUAGAGGUGAGUUCCAUAAUUUUUACAUGAUACUAACUUACCAGACAGACGUUGUCAAAUCAUAACUAUAAAUAUUCAAUUCGAAAAUAUAUUAAUCUUACGACAAACACUCGGUGUAUGCGUCAUUUUGAGAAAUAUCAAACAAUGUUAUUAAAUCCAUAUUUUGAAAUUAUCUCAAACUAUACAGAGUGUUGAAUAACUACAUUAGAAACCAAACAUACUAUUUUUUAAACGAGAAUCCCUGUAUAUUAGAUUGAAGUCAGAUAACUCAUAGUGUUUUCAAAUUUUUCAAAAUAUAUAAGGUUGUGUAACGUUAUAUAAAGUCAUUUAAGACAUAUGGACAUGUUUAUAAACUCGUGGCCAUAAAUAAUGCGCCACCCAUUAUUUCAAUAUCAAAACCUUAAAUGUUAAUCUUUUGGGUUUCUUUUGUUUUGCUAUCACAACAAUUUAAAGUGUUUUAAAUGUUAGCGAUAAAAUGUAAAAUUUCUUACCAUCAAAUAACAGUUUUUGUGGUUUUUUAAAAUUUUAAUUUCAUGCAUAUUUUAAUGUUUCUUUCAAUCUAUUGUUGUACCAACUUGUGGACAGCAGUAAUUUAAGUCAAUCAAGGUGUGUUAAAGUCGAUACUAGUGAAACAAAAAAUGGAUAGAGCUGGGCAGUUAAGUGAUCGCGAAGCUGAAAGAAUAGCCGAGUUAUUUGGACAGGGACAAAGUUAUCGUGAAGUGGCAAAUCUGUUUGGCAUACACCACACAACCAUUGGCAGAUUGAUGCAAAGAUUUCGAGAGACCGGUUCACAUUCUAGGAGGCCUGGACAAGGACGUCCUUCAGUUUUAACUCCUCGAAAUGACCGUUUUUUGCAAUUAAAUUCAUUAAGAAAUGCUUCAGAAUGCUGGUCUACAUAGCAGAAGAGCUCUCCAGGAAACUUUGCUAACCAGGCAGCAUCGUGUUGCUAGACUAAGAUCUGCAAGGCAACUUUAGAUUUGAAUUUAGAAAACUUUUAUUUACUGAUGAGACAAGAAUCAGUCUAGGAGAUCCAGAUGGACGUAAUCAAAUUCGAAGACGGCGAGGAGAAAGAUUUGCGCAGUCUAUCAUUUCUAGGGAGCCGUUACAAGGAGGGUCUAUCAUGUUUAGGGGAGGAAUUUGUUUUGAUGCCCGCACAGAAUUAGUGUCUCUUCCUAGACCCGCCCUUAACGCAGUAAGAUACAUAACUGACAUUCUUGAAAAUCACGUCGUUCCGUUUGGGCUAUUUAUUGGUGAUUAUUUUCGUUUAAUGCAUGAUAAUGCUAGACCAUACGUUGCGGCAGAUUUUCUGAAUUACCUAAACGAAGUAGGAAUUCAUACCCUGAACUGGCCACCAAGAAGUCCAGAUAUGAAUCCUAUCAAGCAUGUCUAAGACAUUUUAAAACGCCGCAUUCGUCGUCAAAAUCCAUCUUCUCAAAACUUAAAUGAGUUUGAGCAAGUGGCAUUAUUAACAUUAUUGUCUUAUUUUUAAGAAAAUUUGGUUUUAUUGCAAUGUUUUUAUUUUUAUUUUCUUACAUAUUAAAAAUCACUCAAAAUUACUACACAUCUCUUAUUAUUGAAAAGAAGUUAAACAAUAGCAAUAUUAAUAUAAAUUUAUUAAACAAAAAAAAAAUUUUCAGAAAUCGGGGUGGUGCGUUAUUUUUGCCUACGAGUGUAUGAAAUACUUUUCAGCCAAAUUUUAGUAAAACAGUUUAUAUAAAUAAGUUUAUAAUACCUACUUAUUUUAAUAAUCUGAUCAGUGUCACAUUCAAACUAUCAAUAUUAUAUGGAAUUUGUUAUUAAAAAUUAACAAAAAGAGAAUGAUCCGACAAUGAUGAAAACUGACGGAACUUUUGAGACACCCUCUGUAUAAAUUAUCAAUGGAAAAUGUGAAAAUAGAAAUCCGCAACGAAAGGGCUAGAGCAUUUUUCGUUAAAAUAAAUGUUUUCAAAAACCGUUAUUUACCAAGAGCAAUGAAAAUAUAUUUUCUGUGCUAUUAUGGUUUUUCGGUAUUAUUGUUUGGAUUCAAAUCAUAGACAUUGACUAAAACGUCGAUGAUGAAACUGGAAGCUCUUGAGAUGUGUGGUUGUAGGACGAUAUUAAAAAUAUCAUGGAUGUAACUAAUUCCAAAGUACUACAAAAAACCAACAGUGAGACAUGUGAAAUCAAUAUUAACAUAAAAAAUUCAAUAUUGGAGUCACUUAACAAGAAA
Messenger RNA from Diorhabda carinulata, 43060 nucleotides. It is a transcript of the gene Msp300, whose product is annotated as muscle-specific protein 300 kDa. The coding region runs from base 118 to 40881 and encodes 13587 amino acids. The record is from RefSeq and is a predicted model, not a curated record. Gene Ontology annotation, cellular component: cytoplasm; meiotic nuclear membrane microtubule tethering complex; nuclear outer membrane. NCBI's taxonomy places the organism in Eukaryota, Metazoa, Arthropoda, Insecta, Coleoptera, Chrysomelidae. The transcript has 30 exons. Gene Ontology annotation, biological process: nuclear migration. Gene Ontology annotation, molecular function: actin filament binding.